Messenger RNA from Drosophila mauritiana, 3674 nucleotides. It is a transcript of the gene Sox102F, whose product is annotated as transcription factor SOX-5. Gene Ontology annotation, biological process: cell fate commitment; regulation of transcription by RNA polymerase II. Gene Ontology annotation, molecular function: DNA-binding transcription factor activity, RNA polymerase II-specific; RNA polymerase II cis-regulatory region sequence-specific DNA binding. The record is from RefSeq and is a predicted model, not a curated record. Lineage: Eukaryota; Metazoa; Arthropoda; Insecta; Diptera; Drosophilidae. The coding region runs from base 890 to 2812 and encodes 640 amino acids. Gene Ontology annotation, cellular component: nucleus. The transcript has 4 exons.
ACAUCGCUACACAGUGGUGGUAACAUUCCACGUGCGCGGGCUAACCUAUGCUGCAUAAGACCACACGACUUUGAGUCGGAACAAAAUGACUUUUGACUCAAAGCCCGCAAUGCACCGAUUGCAAAGAUUUGGUUGCACACACAAGUUGUACACAACGGAUUCUCAGGGUGUUCUGCCUUAAGAUCGUGCACUCACACCACUAUAGGACCCAACACAUUUUGCAUGUGAAUGCGGUGCACGUGCAUCUGCCUUGUACUCUGUGUUGUGCAUUUGUGUUAAGUGUUAGCUACAAAUCAUUUCCCUACAAAUGUCCACUGAGCCUAGUGAUGACGCAGAGCGUCAUGUGUAUUCUAUAUUUUCGUAGUAUACCGUUCCAUGUAGUUCACAUUUUUCUUAGCAUGGACCCAAGUCAACGCCAAGAAACAGCAAUUAAGCUCAAACACGCUGAACAGUGCAAAACGGUUUUUGUGCGGAUCAAAAAUUAUUCUUGCAAGCUCCGAGCACGAGGUGCAUCCUUGGUAGAAUCAACAGAUACGAAGAUGAAUACAAGUAGUGUCUUUACACAAAACGCAAAUUAGGAACUGGCAAUGGGUUGUCUGGAAAUCCAAACCAAAUGGGAAAAUGUAUAUCUUUAAGCUCAUAGCUCGCGGGGGGACCGACUAGGAGGUUUUUGUAUGGCCCAGAAAAGUAUCAAAACGUUUAUCGACGUGUCGUAAGGCACACAAACGGAAAAUAAUCGGGCGCUAUAAAUGUGACGCAGAAAAAUAAAGUGAAUUUUCAAAGUGCCAUAAUAUACAUAGAUAUACGCAUCACAUUUAUAUAUAUUUGUCCUAUAAAUAUCUAUAACUUGCCCACGGCCGAUAAUAAAAUCCUUGAUGCACCUAGUCAAAUGAGUACAACUCAAAAAUAUCUAAUCUCAACCGGGUUCCGUAAGAAAAGAGAUUGCCGAAAUGCCGAUAUGAAGCCUCCUGGAGAAGAUCAAACGAAUGAGAAGGAGCAUUCCGACUUAGGGAUGAUAAAACAACUUCAAUUAAUACGUAAUCGAAUACUCAGUCAGGUCCAUUACGAUAGCAUGACCGACAUUGAUGCGAGUGCUCAACAGCAACAACAACUUCAGAACGUGCAGAGACUGCAGCACGAAAGCUGCCUUCAGGAAUUGCACAAUCAUCUGAGCAACCAGUUCGGGGCAGGUUGCUUUGCUGCAGCGAACCCCCAACAUCAGAAUCAACAGGCAGUUUCCGUAUCUUCCGGAAACUUGAUGCCAUUCCUUCCGGCCUUCCUACAGCCCCCAAUGCCUCCCCAACAGCUCCUGCAGCUCAUUCCCGGUCAUGAGAAUCCCCAAUCUGUCCCAACUCAUCAUCACAGUCACCCGCAAAGUGAGCCAUUCAGCACACACAAAAUGGCACUAGCUCCUAUGUGGUCCACUGCGGCUGUGGCAGCUGCGCACAUUCAAGCAGCUCUGGCGGCUGCAGCAGUAGCAGCUGCCAAAAAUAACAAAAACAGCAGCCAUUAUUCGAACAACACUAAUAUAGUCGGUUUAGCCACCAGAGGUAAUGAGCUACUGAACACAGAUUCUAAUCCCCAAAUGGAAAUCGGAGAAAUGAGAAGGGACGGCAAUGGGGGGUCCUGCAUGUCAAGGCCGGAGUCCCCAACAUACGAGAAUCCACCUUACGAAAUCCUCUCAUACAGCCAUAACACACCUCCGGAAUCUCCACAUGGUCGGAUAGCUGAUUAUUCCAAAAACUUUCCACCAUCCCCGACAGACAAUCACAGCAUUUCGAGUCCGUCUGAAGCCCAAGACUCGGAAAUGGAUGCUCCACUUAAUCUCAGCAAGCCAAAGGGAUCACCAAGUUCAUCGCCGAACAACUCUUCUCAAAGGGAUCACUGCGAAAGUCUUACUCCUGUUGUGUCCAGUCCUCCCCUCAGUUGGCACCAGGGGCAACCACAUUAUGCGGAGAUAGAGUCGCCCCUUCUAAAAAGUCAUGGGAGAGUGUGGAACUCAUCUGUUGUAUGUUCUGGAGGAUCGCGGGCAACGCGAGUGAGUCGUGACUCAGUAAAUAGUUGUGGUACGAAUUCAGAACGAUCGGCUGCGUUGGACCCAGAAAGUUUGAACUCAGGUCAACUAGGCCCUGUACCUGCAUCGCCCUCAUCGCAGCCACUGAGACAAGGAAAUGGUCAUGGACACGGAAGCAACCACGGCCACGUGCACAGCAAGCCACACAUAAAGAGGCCAAUGAAUGCGUUCAUGGUGUGGGCAAAAGAUGAGCGAAGAAAGAUACUCAAGGCUUGCCCGGACAUGCAUAAUUCGAAUAUAUCAAAAAUUCUUGGUGCUCGUUGGAAAGCUAUGUCCAAUGCCGACAAACAGCCGUAUUACGAAGAGCAGUCAAGGCUCUCAAAGCUUCACAUGGAGCAGCAUCCGGACUACCGCUAUAGACCUCGACCCAAGCGCACCUGUAUUGUGGAUGGUAAAAAGAUGCGUAUUUCCGAAUAUAAGGUCCUGAUGCGAAACCGGAGGGCUGAGAUGAGACAGCUAUGGUGUCGCACAGGCGGGGUCAGUGGGGGCUCAGGAAGUCUCUGCGCAGAUUCCUGUCCAAAGGGAUCCGGAGGUUCUAAUGCUCAGGUGGCGGUUGCAGCCGCUGCAGCUGUGUAUCACUUGCAGGAUAUGGCAUCUUCAGCUGCUUCCACCGCUCAUGGGCAUGACUGUGGACAUACGCCCCCUCAGCAGUUCUUCUAUCCCCCAGAAAGCUUAUCGCCUUCUGGUUUUUCUUCCGAUGAUGUGGAACUUGCAUCUCAGCGCGAACCAGACGACUAGGAUGGUGAUUACCGAAAGCCAAUUCCGGAAUAGUGGCAGUUCUGUCCAAUGGUGCCAGUUCUCAGAAGAUAAAUGAAAAAUAUAAUUAAAAUCUGUUUGUAAAUACACAAAAAUAGGAUAGUCAUUAUUUAAAGUAAGUUUCAGUUCAAGUGCCAUUAACGUACAUAAAUACACAUACAUACAUAUAUAAGUAAUUUGUGAAUCCAUAGUUUACAGGGCAUUCGGUCUUGGGAACCUUGCAAUUUUUGUGCCAUUUACGCACCAAUGCUGUAGCCAUAAUAACAUACCCCAGAUUAGCCGUAAACAAAUAGGUAGUUAGUAUCGAUUCAAAAAAAUACAAAAUAUACAAAUAUGUACAUGUCAAAUUUGUAUGCGUCCAAAUACUCAAAUCUAGUUUAAUAGAAUUCACUUAAAUCAAUACAUAUUACAUAUAUUUAAUUACUUGUAGAUUUUCAUAAAUACUGUCAAAUUUAUCAUAAAGAUUGGCUUGUGUGCAUACUUAGUAAACACAUUACGAUGUUGUUAUAAUAACAUUAUAGUAUUCCUAUUCCGGCCGUAAGCCGCUAUUUCAUAAUCCUGGUAUUAUAAUAUGCUGGCAAUCUAAAUGCAAAUUUAGGAAAUCUAAUUCACAUGUAUUGUAUAUGAUGAACAUGCCUAAGUGUACAUUGAAAUUAUUAUUUCACUCUAACCUAAUUAAUUUUUAACAUAUACAAUGCAAUCGAAUCAAAAAGCUCACAAUUUAAAUACAAAUUCAAAAUUGCUUUUCAAGCAAUUGUAUAUUAACUGCGAGUAAUAGAACACUAGAAUAAUGGCUUGGAACCAAUUAAACAAGAACACGAAAUAUAUCUUUUUGAAAUUUCAA